ACAGCUGAGGGACUGGACGACUCCUGUCUCACUAUGUCUUCUGCCCUCCAAGGAAAGCUGCAGCCGGACGGAGACAACAAGAAACCAGUGGACUGGAGGAGUCUGGGCUGAAGUACCGGGUUCAGAACCUGCUUCAUAGUCCAGGGAACUGAGACAUCCAGGGUCUGUUAAUCCAGAUCAUUGUGGAGGGGAACAUUGCCAGUGGGAAGACCACGUGUCUGGAGUACUUCAGCAGAACCAGCGACAUCGAGGUCCUCACAGAGCCGGUCUCCAAGUGGAGGAACGUCCGAGGACACAAUCCUCUGGCUCUGAUGUACCAGGAUCCUGAACGCUGGGGCCUGACGCUGCAGAGCUACAUCCAGCUCACCAUGCUGGACCGACACACGUCCACCACAGAGGCUGCAGUCAGGAUGAUGGAGAGGUCCAUCUUCAGCGCCAAGUACAUCUUUGAGGAGAACCUCUUCAGAAGUGGGAAGAUGCCCGAGGUGGACUUUGCCGUGCUCAGUGAGUGGUUCCACUGGAUCACCGCCAACAUGUCCAUUCCUGUGGAUCUGACUGUCUACCUGCAGACGGAUCCUGAGACGUGCCACCGGCGGCUGAAGCAGCGCUGCCGAGAGACGGAGGAGAAGGGCAUUACACUGGAGUACCUGCAGGCCAUCCACGAGCUGUACGAGGACUGGCUGGUCAGACGGACCUCGUUCUCGCUGCCGGCUCCCGUCUUGGUGAUUCCUGCGGACGGCGACCAUCAGGACAUGAUGCUCAAGUACGAAGAGAACCGAGAGCAGAUCCUGGCUGCUGCAAUCUUCUGACAUGCGCACACACACACACACACACACACACACACACACUCCCAAUCUGAGCAGAGCUCUGAACCUGGGGGGAUCUGAAGGAGACUCACGGAGUUCUUCAUUUUUCUCAAUUUUAACUGAAGAAUGUUUGAAAUGUUUUUUUUCUGUUGGAAUCAAUAAAACUGAUCGU
Messenger RNA from Salarias fasciatus (jewelled blenny), 978 nucleotides. Its product is annotated as thymidine kinase 2, mitochondrial-like. Lineage: Eukaryota; Metazoa; Chordata; Actinopteri; Blenniiformes; Blenniidae. The coding region runs from base 312 to 809 and encodes 165 amino acids. Gene Ontology annotation, molecular function: deoxynucleoside kinase activity; ATP binding. Gene Ontology annotation, cellular component: mitochondrion; cytoplasm. Gene Ontology annotation, biological process: nucleobase-containing compound metabolic process. The record is from RefSeq and is a predicted model, not a curated record. The transcript is spliced from 10 exons.